UCAUCCAUCACAUCAACCACCGAACAUCAUCCAUCACAUCAUCCACCACAUCAUCAACCAUCAACCACCGCACAUGGACGACCGCCUCGCCAAGCUGCCGUGGCAGACCAUCCGGUCGUGCACCCGCACAGACUCGGGCGAACGACUCCGCCUCCACCUCAAGGCCCACUUUGCCCAGGACGAGUUCGUUCUGCUGGCAACCGACCUCUGCGACUGGUGGCAUACCCGCUACGACGCCGACAGGGUCGCCACAGACGUCGAUGUCUAUGCCAAAGAGCUCGCAUCAACGGACAUGAAGGAUCUCUUUCUACUCUUGAAGAACCUUCUCCAGCCAGCGGACCCAGACGGCACGCAGCACAGCAUCACCAUCGCCGAUCAUGGCCAUCUCCUGGUCGAGGCCAAGGGCCAUGUGGACCGUGAGCGGCUCCUCCCGAUCGAAUUCACGUUCCGGCUCGAUCGCUUGGACAGCUCGACCGACCCGAGACUGGGCGACAUGGUCACCACGCAUGUCACCCUGCCACUGAUGCUGAUGGCAGACGAGUAUCGCCUCCGGUCCCAGCGCCUGAGGGGCAUGCUUCGCGAGUAUGCCCGUGAGCUGAGGGACCUGCAAGAUAUCGUGGCCCGCCAGGGCAUCAGAGCACCAGGCUCAUUCGAUGUCAACGCAAGCGAUCUCGACGACCCUGAAGCACCAUCUGAAACGGAUCCAGUAGAUCCCCGGACACAUCCCGAGAACAUCAUGAAGUUCUUCCGGGGCGACGAGUCCCUUUACCAGUCUUGUUUGGCCAGGAUCCAGGACAGCUCGACGACCACCGCCACUGGACAGAUCGACCGUCUCCGCAGCCUCGAGCGAGAUAUCGAUUUGGGGGCUCCGUCCCGUGGGCCCAGAAACGGGCCUAGUUCGCAGCAAGAGACUUGGACAUUCGACUCCUUGAGCAUGUUCCAGACAAUGGAGACGGCGAGUUUGCAGUCGCAGCGGAGCGCGCUGGUCAACGAAGACCGCCAGGCCAACUCGACCACAGGGGCGCCAGCAGAGCCUCCAAAGCCGGCAGCAGCAACCAAGCCGAAGCGCACCGUCGUUGACUUGGAGACACUGCAGCGACGGGCCGAGGAAGCGGCGCAGAGCCAGGCGAAGCGACCAAAGAAGCUUGUUUGAAGAUUCCGUCCGUUUCAAGGGCCCGAAAUGCUCGCCAUUUUGGCUCGUCGGCCAUUGUGCCGGCCUGACGCUGCUGAAUACCCCCAUGCAAAGCUGGGAGAGAGGGGCGUUGCCAUCUGUCCUUGGCCCGUCCUGACUAUGCCCAAAUGCGAUCAGCCUCACUCCAACAACGGAGCGUUAUGCGUGUACGAAGGAAG
Molecule: messenger RNA, 1350 nt
Organism: Polychytrium aggregatum
Lineage: Eukaryota; Fungi; Chytridiomycota; Chytridiomycetes; Polychytriales
Exons: 7
Coding region: 74-1153 (359 amino acids)
Biological process (GO): double-strand break repair via nonhomologous end joining
Cellular component (GO): nucleus; DNA ligase IV complex
Molecular function (GO): DNA end binding
Source: RefSeq, a predicted model, not a curated record